Closterium sp. Naga37s-1 is the source of this 2805-nucleotide messenger RNA. The record is from the annotation of a GenBank genome assembly. Lineage: Eukaryota; Viridiplantae; Streptophyta; Zygnematophyceae; Desmidiales; Closteriaceae.
AUGGCUGGGAGCAGUUUUUUAGUCGACUUAGCGACAUGGGGAGGAGGCAGUGGUGUAGGGGUGGUGGAAGGCGGGUGGGUGAAAGUGGGUGGGGCAGGCGGCAGGGAAGGGUUGGAUAGGAGAGAGGGGCGAGGGGAAGCAGCAGGGGGAGUGAGGGGGGGAGGAGGCGAGGUGAGUGGAGGAGAGCUGGCAGGAGGAGCGGGUGCAGAGGAGUGGAGAUGGGUGGAACGUGUGUGCGUUGAUAACCCGGCCGUGGUGUGCGUUGAUAACCCGGCCGUGGUGUGCGUUGAUAACCCGGCCGUGGUGUGCGUUGAUAACCCGGCCGUGGUGUGCGUUGAUAACCCGGCCGUGGUGUGCGUUGAUAACCCGGCCGUGGUGUGCGUUGAUAACCCGGCCGUGGUGUGCGUUGAUAACCCGGCCGUGGUGUGCGUUGAUAACCCGGCCGUGGUGUGCGUUGAUAACCCGGCCGUGGUGUGCGUUGAUAACCCGGCCGUGGUGUGCGUUGAUAACCCGGCCGUGGUGUGCGUUGAUAACCCGGCCGUGGUGUGCGUUGAUAACCCGGCCGUGGUGUGCGUUGAUAACCCGGCCGUGGUGUGCGUUGAUAACCCGGCCGUGGUGUGCGUUGAUAACCCGGCCGUGGUGUGCGUGGAUAACCCGGCCGUGGUGUGCGUUGAUAACCCGGCCGUGGUUGAUAACCCGGCCGUGGUGUGCGUUGAUAACCCGGCCGUGGUGUGCGUUGAUAACCCGGCCGUGGUGUGCGUUGAUAACCCGGCCGUGGUGUGCGUUGAUAACCCGGCCGUGGUGUGCGUUGAUAACCCGGCCGUGGUGUGCGUUGAUAACCCGGCCGUGGUGUGCGUUGAUAACCCGGCCGUGGUGUGCGUUGAUAACCCGGCCGUGGUGUGCGUUGAUAACCCGGCCGUGGUGUGCGUUGAUAACCCGGCCGUGGUGUGCGUUGAUAACCCGGCCGUGGUGUGCGUUGAUAACCCGGCCGUGGUGUGCGUUGAUAACCCGGCCGUGGUGUGCGUUGAUAACCCGGCCGUGGUGUGCGUUGAUAACCCGGCCGUGGUGUGCGUUGAUAACCCGGCCGUGGUGUGCGUUGAUAACCCGGCCGUGGUGUGCGUUGAUAACCCGGCCGUGGUGUGCGUUGAUAACCCGGCCGUGGUGUGCGUGGAUAACCCGGCCGUGGUGUGCGUUGAUAACCCGGCCGUGGUUGAUAACCCGGCCGUGGUGUGCGUUGAUAACCCGGCCGUGGUGUGCGUUGAUAACCCGGCCGUGGUGUGCGUUGAUAACCCGGCCGUGGUGUGCGUUGAUAACCCGGCCGUGGUGUGCGUUGAUAACCCGGCCGUGGUGUGCGUUGAUAACCCGGCCGUGGUGUGCGUUGAUAACCCGGCCGUGGUGUGCGUUGAUAACCCGGCCGUGGUGUGCGUUGAUAACCCGGCCGUGGUGUGCGUUGAUAACCCGGCCGUGGUGUGCGUUGAUAACCCGGCCGUGGUGUGCGUUGAUAACCCGGCCGUGGUGUGCGUUGAUAACCCGGCCGUGGUGUGCGUUGAUAACCCGGCCGUGGUGUGCGUUGAUAACCCGGCCGUGGUGUGCGUUGAUAACCCGGCCGUGGUGUGCGUUGAUAACCCGGCCGUGGUGUGCGUUGAUAACCCGGCCGUGGUGUGCGUUGAUAACCCGGCCGUGGUGUGCGUUGAUAACCCGGCCGUGGUGUGCGUUGAUAACCCGGCCGUGGUGUGCGUUGAUAACCCGGCCGUGGUGUGCGUUGAUAACCCGGCCGUGGUGUGCGUUGAUAACCCGGCCGUGGUGUGCGUUGAUAACCCGGCCGUGGUGUGCGUUGAUAACCCGGCCGUGGUGUGCGUUGAUAACCCGGCCGUGGUGUGCGUUGAUAACCCGGCCGUGGUGUGCGUUGAUAACCCGGCCGUGGUGUGCGUUGAUAACCCGGCCGUGGUGUGCGUUGAUAACCCGGCCGUGGUGUGCGUUGAUAACCCGGCCGUGGUGUGCGUUGAUAACCCGGCCGUGGUGUGCGUUGAUAACCCGGCCGUGGUGUGCGUUGAUAACCCGGCCGUGGUGUGCGUUGAUAACCCGGCCGUGGUGUGCGUUGAUAACCCGGCCGUGGUGUGCGUUGAUAACCCGGCCGUGGUGUGCGUUGAUAACCCGGCCGUGGUGUGCGUGUGUCAUGAGCACAAGCUAUCAGCAGUGCAUUCCGUGCGUCUGCUGCCUGUGUGCCCCCCCGCCCUGCCGCUGCCACCACGUGUGUGUGAGGGAGGGGAGGCCUUGCCGUGGUCCUCCCACAGGCUUGGGCGGCAGCAUGCUGGGCGGCAGCAGGCUGGGCGGCAGCUGGCAGGGUGGCAGCAGGGUGCUGUGGUGGAGGGGUGCUGUGGUGGAGGGGUGCUGUGGUGGAGGGGUGCUGUGGUGGAGGGGUGCUGUGGUGGAGGGGUGCUGUGGUGGAAGAUGGGGCUGGGAGGUGGGGAGAUGAGAUGGGACGACCAACGAGGAGAGUGUGAGAGAGUGAAUGGUGCGAGCAUGGAAGGGAGUGAUGAGAGUGAUGAGGAUUUGGAAGCAAACGAGAGGGAGGGGGGAGGGGGGGCAAAGAGCAGACGAGUGGCAGGAGGAGGGGCGUGCGUUGACCUUUCUGCACGAGGAGAGAAAUGGCAGCAGCUGGGAGGGGAGCAGGUGGACGCAGCGCAGGGCGUGUGGGGCGUGUGGGGCGUGUGGGGCGUGUGGGGUGUGUGGGGUGUGUGGGGCGGGGCGUGUGGGGUGUGUAGGGCGUGUGGUGUGGGGUGUGUGGGGCAUGCCGAUGGCUAG